UCAGAUCUGGAGAAAGAAGUUGGAUCCCUCAAAGAGAAAUCCAGAAACAGUAACAAGAGCUCAGAUGAUUCCAGUCUGAUCCAGGAGCUGACUGACAGGAUGGAUGCGUUGCUGCUGGAGAAAGCUGAGACUCAGCAGAGUCUUUGUGUUUCCCGUAAAGAUCUGGAGAAGACGAAGCAGCGAGCCGAGAGUGAUCUGGCGGAGCUGCAGGGAGAACUCCACCGGGUCAGAGAAGAUCACCAGAAGAAGAUAAAGAUCCUGGAGAGCAGCAUGGAGGACUCAAACAACAAACACCAAGAAGAAGUGGCUUUCUUCCAGAAACUCCUGAAGGAGAGAGAGGAGAGUGAUAGAGAGAGGGAGAGGGAGAGGGAGAAGGAGAAGGAGAAGGAGAAGGAGAAGGAGAGGGAUGGACGGGAAGAGCUCCUCCUCAGCCUAGAAGCUCAGCUGGAAACACUACGAGCUGAGCUGGAGGCCGUCCAGCAGAGGAGAUCCCAGGAGAUCUCUGAGCUGCAGGAGAGCCACCAGAGGGAGGUGACUGAGGCCCAGCAGGAGGUGGAGAACCUGAAGGAGGAGCUGGCUCAGAAGAACCUGCAGCACGAGGAGGAGAUGAGGAAUCUGGAGGACGACUGUGAGAUGGAGAGGGAGCGCCUCCUGCUGCUCCACGAGGAGCUGACGGAGCAGCUGGCUCUUAAAGACAGCUUCCUGCAGGACGUGCAGGAGGAGGACGAGGAGCCGGCCCGCGGCUCGGGGAUCGCCAGGAUGCUGGAGCUGUCGGCCGGCAGCCAGCAGGAGGCGAGCCUGGCGGACGGAGACGAGACGGAGAUCUCCAGGCUGAGAGGAGCUCUGGAGGAGCUCCAGGCCCAGAGCACCAUGCUGCAGGACGAGCUCACCCUGCUCAGCAACGUCAAGGAGGAGCUGGAGGCGGAGCUGGACCGCACCAGGGAGGAGUUCUCCACCGAGAGGGAGGAGCUGGAGUUCAAGAUCAACGAGCUGCAGAUGAGCCGCGACACUGGGACAACCCUGGACCCAGACCAGCAACCAGAGGCUCAGCAACCAGAGGCUCAGCAACCAGAGGCUCAGCAACCAGAGUCUCAGCAACAAGAGUCUCAGCAUCAGCAGCCUGGUGAGUCCAGAGGGUCUCAGGAGGAGCAGGAGCUGAAGGCUCAGUGUGAAGCUCUGACCAGAGACAGAGACUCGGUCCUGGCUGAGUGUGAACACCUGAAGGAGAUCCUGCGAGGUGUGGAGACGGAGCUGGACGAGAAGAACAAACAUUUCCUCCUCCAGUACGACGCCAUGAAGGAGCAGGGAGCCAAGAACCUAGAGGAGCUCCAGGAGAAGCUGGAGGAGCUGAGUCAGGAGAGAGCAGAGCUGGUGGAGAGGAUCAGAGAGCUGACGGAGGAGAAAAACUCUCUGCAGCUUGAAGCUUCAUCUGCAGCUUCUGAGGAGCAGAAGGAGCAAUCAGCUCUGAAGAAACGUGUGGAGGAGGUGAGCAGGCAGAAGGAGGAGGUGAGCAGGCAGAAGGAGGAGGUGAGCAGGCAGAAGGAGGAGGUGAGCAGGCAGAACGAGGAGGUCCUCUCCCAGCUGCAGAUGAAGGAAAACACCAUUCAAGACCUGAACGAGAUGGUCAACACGCUGACGGAGGAGAGAGACGAGGUCCAGUCGCAGCUUCAGAGGAGAGAAGAGGAGGUGCAGAAGAUGAAGAGUGAGGGAGCUACAGAGGUGGAGAGGCUGCUGGAGGAGAAGGAGAAGGAGAUGAAAAGCCUGAGAAAAGAGAAGGAGGACGAAGUGCAACAUCUAAAAGAGGAGAGGGAGAAGAUGAAAGAGGAAGUGGACCGAGGGCAGAAGUCACUUUCUGCUCUGGAGAUCUCAGUCAGAGAUCUCUCAGCUGAAAACUCAGACCUCCACCAGAAACUAGAGGAGGCAUCUUCUGGGCUCUCCAGAGCCGAGGAACAGACGGAGCUUCUGGGCUCCAAGCUGGCAGCGCUGGAGGCUCAGCUGGAGCAGGAGGCGUCUGAGAAGAAGAACCUGGAGGAGAAGUUGAGCUCCACCAUCACAGCUCUGGAGGAGAACCAGUCUGAAGGACUCAGAACCUGCACCGAACAGAUCGAGGAGCUCCGAGCACGAGUCAGUGAGCUGGAGGAGGAGAGGAACCUGUUGAGAAACAACCUGGAGGAGGCCCAGAGGGUCAUGGGGUUAGAGGAGGUGGAGAAGGAGCUCCAGGCCCGGAUCACAGACCUGGAACAGGAGAGGAGCAUGUUGAGGAACAACCUGGAGGAGGUGGUGAAGGACACUGAAGGGCUGCAGAAAGACCUGCAGGACAUGAAGUCAGUCAAUGAGAAGAUUCAUGAGGAGAACCAGAAACUGCAGGCUCAUAUUUCUCUGAUCAGUCAGGAGAAGGAGGAGGAGAAGGAGGAAGGAGACAUGGAGAAGAUGGAGAAGAUGGAGAAAGAGCUGAGAGAGCAGCUGACAGAGAAGGAAUCUCUCAUAUCUCAGCUGAGGAGCCAGAUGGAUGUUCUCCAGGAGUCUGCUGCCCAGUCUGCUUCCUCUGAGGAGACCACACAGACAAUAGCUCUCCUCCAGAAGGAACACAAAGAAAAGGAUGAGAAGAUGAAUAAAAUCAAGGCCGUUGCCAUCAAAGCAAAGAAGGAGCUGGAGAUCAGUCGGAGAGAGGUUUCCUCCCUCAAGGAAGAAGUGGAGUCACUGAAAGCAGCGAGGGAGAAAGUCAACAGCUCUAUGAAAGACAUCAUCCACGGGGCUGAAGGCUACAAGAACCUGCAGAUAGAUUACGACAGGCAGACAGAGCGACUGGAUAAAGAGAAGGAGAAGGUGGAGGAGGCCGAGAGACAGAUCGCUGAGCUGACCAGACGACUCAGCACUGCUGUCACACAGACGGAGACUCUGAGCAGUGAGAAGGAGGACCUGCUGGCUGCCAUGGAGACCCUGAGGAGCACCGUCAGGCAGCAGGAGAACCAGAACCAGGAGCUGCAGAGACAGGCAGCCGGUCUGGACAGAGACCUGGUGGCUGAGAGAGCCAUGAAGGAGCAGAAGACCAAGGACUUGUCGUCUGCUACCAAGGAGCUGGAGGAGCUAACAGCUCAGCUCCUCAAGCAGCAGCAGCAGUCCCAGCAGAGCAGCCAGGAGCUGGAGCAGCUCCGCAAGGAGGCGCAGCAGAGCUCCCUGAUGGACAUGGAGAUGGCCGACUACCAACGUCUGGUCAAAGAUCUCAACUCCAAACUGACGGAGAAAGACGAGAGUGAGGAGGAGUUACAGGCCCAGAUUAGCACUCUGAGCCAGCAGGAGGAGCAGCUGAGGCAGGAGAUCGAGGCUCUGAAGUCCCAGGUGGACCAGGGGGAGGAGAAGACCUCCAAGAUGAAACAGAUGCUGGUGAAGACCAAGAAGGAGCUCGCUGAUAGCAAGAUGCAGGAGAGCUCCCUGAUGAUGCAGCAGGCGUCUCUGAAAGGAGAGCUGGAGGCGAACCAACAGCAGCUGGAGAGCUCCAAAAUGGAGGUGUGUGACCUGGCGGCGGAGCGCCACCGUCUGCAGGAGCAGCUGAGGUCUGUGACGGAGCAGCAGCAGAGGAGCAGCACCUCCCUACAGCAGCACAUCAGGGAGCUGCAGCAGGAGAGAGACACUGCUAGGGCUGAGCUCACAACAACAGCUGCAGAGUUUGAGGGUUAUAAGGUUCGAGUCCACAACGUCCUGAAGCAGCAGAAGAGCAGAAGCACGGCGCAGACUGAAGGAGACUCUGGCAGGUUGGAAAGGGAGCAGCUGUCCUCCCAGGUGGAGCAGCUGAGGUCCAGGCUGGUGGAGAACCAGCAGAGCCUCCAGAGCAGCGCUGCAGAGCUGCAGCAGCUCCAGACUGAACACGACACUCUGCUGGAGAGACACAACAAGAUCCUGCAGGAAACCGUCAGCAAGGAGGCCGAGCUCCGGGACAGGCUGCUGUCGGUGCAGGCGGAGAACGUGUCCCUGAGGGCGGAGGUGUCCCAGGCCCAGGCCGACCUGGCGUCCCAGGUGGAGAACCAGAGACAGACGUACCGCGAGCAGCUGAGGAAGCUGCAGGACGAGCAGCGCUCCACGCUGGAGACGCUGCAGGGCCAGCUGAGCCGCGUGGAGGAGCAGCUCUUCAUCCAGAGCCACAACAGUUCAGCAGCGGUCCAGUCUGGACGGAAGCCCUCAGACCUCCAGCGCAGCAGGAACCUGGACCAGAACCAGAACCAGAACCAGAACCAGGCAGCACUGGGAGUGAUGGGCCUCAGCGAGCUCCAGUCCAUGGCCCGGGAGGAGGGAGAGGGCAUGGAGACCACCGAGACCGAGAGCCUCCCUCCUGGAGGAGGUCCCACUGCCCUGCCCUCCCUGGAGCAGCUGCUCUCCUCCCCAGACCCCAAACAGGAGGCGUUUGUGUGGACCGUGGAGCCGACCCGAGAGGAGCUGAGUCAGAAGUUGAGUACAGCAGAACGCAGCAUGGAGCACAUGAACAUCCUGCUGCACGAGACGGAGGCUACCAACGCUGUCCUGAUGGAGCAGAUCACUCUGUUGAAGAGCGAGGUGCGUCGUCUGGAGAGGAACCAGGAGAGAGAGAAGAGCGCGGCUAACCUGGAGUACCUGAAGAACGUCCUGCUGCAGUUCAUCUUCCUGCAGGCCGGCAGCGAGAGGCAGAGCCUGCUGCCGGUUAUACACACCAUGCUGCAGCUCAGUCCAGAGGAGAAGAGCAGGCUGGCUGCUAUAGCUCAAGGUCAGGAGGAGGCCUCAGCAGCUCGGGGGUCUGGAUGGAGCUCCUACCUCCACAGCUGGUCUGGGAUCAGAUGAAGACCAGGACCGGAGC
Centropristis striata (black sea bass) is the source of this 4825-nucleotide messenger RNA. RefSeq names its product GRIP and coiled-coil domain-containing protein 2. Gene Ontology annotation, biological process: late endosome to Golgi transport. The record is from RefSeq and is a predicted model, not a curated record. The annotation marks the transcript as partial. Lineage: Eukaryota; Metazoa; Chordata; Actinopteri; Perciformes; Serranidae. The transcript is spliced from 22 exons. Gene Ontology annotation, cellular component: Golgi apparatus.